Camellia sinensis is the source of this 2411-nucleotide messenger RNA. Its product is annotated as Leucine-rich repeat (LRR) family protein. The record is from RefSeq and is a predicted model, not a curated record. Gene Ontology annotation, cellular component: cytoplasm. NCBI's taxonomy places the organism in Eukaryota, Viridiplantae, Streptophyta, Magnoliopsida, Ericales, Theaceae. Gene Ontology annotation, molecular function: protein binding.
UCUCGUUGUGAAAAAUUAAGUUGAUCUUUGUUAAGAAACAAUUGGCAGCCUAAAACCACUCCAGAGGAAUUCAUCGCAGAGGAUUCACACCUCCAACAUCUCAAUUCGACGCUUUACCUUCUUUCCCAACUGGCUGUUGAAGAGAGAUCUGUGAAAAAGCUCGGUGUAUAUUUUUGUCUCCAAUCCAAUCUCCUUCCGCUAUGCACAUCAAUGGAUCGAGUUCUCAAAGCUGCAAGAGCCUCCGGUUCUCUCAACCUAUCAAACCGUUCUCUCAAGGAAGUGCCCUAUGAGGUAUACAAAAGCUUGGAUGCAGUUGGUGAGGGUGAAAAGUGGUGGGAGGCUGUGGAACUACAAAAGCUGAUUUUGGCUCAUAAUGACAUUGAAUCACUAAGGGAAGACCUCAGAAAUUUGCCUUUAUUGUCUGUGCUGAACGUUAGCCACAACAAGCUUUCCCACCUUCCAGCUGCUAUAGGAGAGCUUCACAUGCUAAAAUCAUUAGAUGUUUCAUUUAACUUGUUACUCAAUAUACCUGAAGAAGUAGGAUCAGCAACUUCUCUGGUCAAGUUUGAUUGUUCAAACAACCAAUUAAAGGAUCUCCCAGGUUCACUUGGAAGAUGUUUAAAUUUAUCAGAACUCAAGGCAUCGAACAAUUGCAUUACCAGCUUGCCAGAAGAGCUGGUGAAUUGUUCGAAAUUGUCGAAGUUGGAUGUUGAGGGAAACAAGCUAACGGUGUUAUCUGAAAGUAUAUUUGCAUCAUGUAUCAUGCUCACAGAACUUAAUGCAUCAAAAAACUUGCUGAGUGGUAUGCCACAGAGCAUUGGAAGCCUUUCACGUCUCAUUCGUCUUGACCUUCAUCAGAACACAGGAAUUUCUUCAAUCCCGUCAUCAAUAAUGGGUUGCUCUUCCCUUGUGGAGUUCUAUAUGGGGAACAAUUUGUUGUCCUCAUUGCCAGCAGAGAUAGGAGCACUUCCUCGCUUAGGGACUUUUGAUCUUCACUCAAACCAGUUGAAGGAGUAUCCCGUUGAGGCAUGCAAAUUGCGUCUUUCAGUUCUAGAUUUGUCCAAUAAUUCAUUGUCUGGCUUGCCUUCCGAGAUUGGUAUGAUGACAACCUUGCGGAAACUUCUACUUAUGGGCAAUCCUAUGCGAAGCCUUCGAAGCACAUUGGUAAAUGGACCUACACCCGCUUUAUUGAGGUAUUUGCGAAGUAGACUCCCAGCUGAUGAAGAGUCUGCAGCUUCUACUCCAACAAAAGACAAUGUAGUUUCCAUGGCAGCUCGAAUGUCCAUCACUUCAAAGGAACUCUCUUUAGGAGGACUUGGUUUGAGUGCUGUCCCAUCCGAAGUGUGUGAGUCAAGGGAAGUCACAAAAGUCGAUCUUUCUAAAAAUUCAAUUGAAGAGUUACCUGCCGAACUUUCUUCAUGCGUUUCCCUUGAGGCUUUGAUUUUAUCCAGGAACAAGAUCAAAGAAUGGCCCGGUGCUAUUUUAAAGUCACUUUCUAACCUUUCAUGUUUGAAGUUGGACAAUAAUCCACUGCUACAGAUUCCAUCAAAUGGCUUUGAAGCUGCCUCCAAGCUCCGGAUUCUGGAUCUAAGUGGUAAUGCAGGUUGUUUACCAGAACAUCCAGCCUUUUCUAGCCUACCUCUGUUGCAAGAGCUUUAUCUGAGAAGGAUGCGUAUAUCUGAAAUUCCAUCAGAUUUAUUAGGAUUACAGAAAUUACGGGUUCUUGAUCUGAGCCAAAAUUCUCUUCACUCAGUUCCAGAGGGUUUCAAAAUUCUGACUUCUCUUACUGAGCUUGACCUUUCAGACAACAACAUUACUACACUUCCCCCCGAGCUGGGAUUGCUUGAACCCACCCUACAGGUGUUGAGACUUGAUGGAAACCCAUUAAAAAGCAUUCGGAGGACAAUUUUGGAUCGUGGAACUAAAGCUGUUCUGACAUAUUUGAGGGACAAAAUUGUGGAGCACUAGUUUGUCGGCUAAGGAUUCCCUGUCCCCCAAAAAUUCUUGGCCCUAUGUACCAAAUCACUCAUAACCAUUGGAUAUGUCUUGGGAUUCUCAAAUCUUGAGAUUCUCAAAUGAUCCAAUGAUUAUGAGUGAUUUGGGACAUGGAGACAGAUUUUUGGGGACAGGAUCCUUACUCUAGUUUGUCCUCGUGUGUGUGUGUGUGUGUGUGUGUGUGUGUGUGAGAGAGGUGUGUGUGUGAGAGAGUAAUUAUCCUAUGUUCCGGAGAUUCGAUGUUAGCAAGAACUAAAUGAAUACACGAUCCUAUUUAAUUCUGGUGUGUGAGAGAGGGGUUGUGACACGUGAUUUGAGCAUGGGCUGAGCUAUGCAUGAAGUAGUGGGUUGAAUUGAAUCGACUGAACUUUGAUUUUUUAUUUUUAUUUUAUAGAACUAUGGACUAUUAUAUAAAA